Molecule: messenger RNA, 747 nt
Organism: Miscanthus lutarioriparius
Lineage: Eukaryota; Viridiplantae; Streptophyta; Magnoliopsida; Poales; Poaceae
Source: the annotation of a GenBank genome assembly
AUGGAGCAAGCGUUGACAGGAAGCAACUUGUCAAGCUCAACGACUUUGAUUUGUGUCCAUCCUAUGUCUCCGUUAGGAUUCACCUCCAUUGACCAGACCGAGAGUUUGGCAGCCUUGUCCAAUCUUGCGACUCCAAGCCCACCAUUCUCCAUCCCCAUGAGCGCAGUAGCACACUCAUCAGGCAUAGGAGGCAGUGCCAGGGCCCGCGAAGACAAGGGUGAAGGGUUUGCCGUGGCAGUCGUGGUGGUCGCAGACUCGCAGAUCCCAGACGUCCGGGGGUGGUACUGGCACCUCCCACCUUUCAUCCGUGGUUGGGUCCCAGACGACGACGAAGCGUUCGUCCAUGUCGUCCCACGAGGUAAGGAGGACGCGGCCGUGGCGGGCAUCCAAAGCGCGGAAAUUGCCGGCGUGGGGAGGGCGGAAAGAGGAGGUGGGGAUGAAUUGGGCAUCCAAGAGGUUGCAGAAGAAUCCGAGCAUCGGUGCCGCGCGGUGGAAUUCCCGGAAUCGGCGGCGGAAGCGGGGAUCGGAGAUGAUGCAGUACCAGGGCUUGCAGACGAGGGCGGCGUGGACGAGGAUCUCAGGCUCAGCCGGCGGGAGGCGGAGGAGGAACUCCUCGAUGAGCUCGUCCAACAGAGCGGGCGCCGCCGCCAUGCUGAUGAGAAGGAAUCGGACUCCGGCGUCCGGCGGCCGGUGGGGAUCGAGGGUUUCGUCUUCUCUGGGGAAAAGAAGCGAAGCGAGAUUGUGUGA